This is a messenger RNA of Rhizophagus irregularis DAOM 181602=DAOM 197198, 687 nucleotides long. RefSeq lists its product as uncharacterized. The record is from RefSeq and is a predicted model, not a curated record. Gene Ontology annotation, molecular function: pyridoxal phosphate binding. Lineage: Eukaryota; Fungi; Glomeromycota; Glomeromycetes; Glomerales; Glomeraceae. Gene Ontology annotation, cellular component: intracellular anatomical structure.
GAAAUAAGAAAAAAAGAAAUUGAAGAAAAGUUGUGUGAUGUUAAAAAACGUAUCGAAUCAAUAACUCAAGGAAAACAAGCCAGAUUAGUCGCAGUUAGUAAACUUAAACCAGUAACAGAUAUUCGUUUGGCUUAUGAACUUGGACAAAGACACUUCGGUGAAAAUUAUAUACAAGAAUUAGUUGAAAAAAGCGAAAAGUUACCAUCAGAUAUUCAUUGGCAUUUUAUAGGAACAUUACAAAGUAAUAAAUGUAAAAUGCUAGCAGGAAUACCAAACUUGUGGGUGGUAGAAACAAUGGAUAGUAUAAAAAAAGCGGAUUUAAUGAAUAAAGCAUGUGCAUCAAGAAAUGAUAAGUUAAAAGUAUUUCUUCAAGUGAAUACAAGUGGUGAAGAAUCCAAAAGUGGGAUUGAACCAGGAGAAUGUUUAGACGUAUUAAAUCAUAUUCAAGAUAAUUGUAAUAAAUUAGAAUUAAUGGGUUUAAUGACUAUUGGAGCUCUUAAUAGAGAUUAUUCUAAUGAAAACCAACCAAAUCCUGAUUUUGUAUUGUUGAGUAAUUUAAAGGAAGAAUUUAAGAAAGCAAGAGGAAUUGAGUUAGAAUUAAGUAUGGGAAUGUCCAAUGAUUUUGAAGAGGCUUUGAAGUUAGGCGCUACUAAUGUUCGUAUUGGAAGUACUAUUUUUGGUUCAAGA